Messenger RNA from Aspergillus niger, 357 nucleotides. RefSeq lists its product as hypothetical. The record is from RefSeq and is a predicted model, not a curated record. The transcript has 2 exons. The coding region runs from base 1 to 357 and encodes 118 amino acids. NCBI's taxonomy places the organism in Eukaryota, Fungi, Ascomycota, Eurotiomycetes, Eurotiales, Aspergillaceae.
AUGCUCAUCCAGGCUUUGUUUGCCGACAAAUUGUCCACGGGCGCGUCGGACGGCAUCCGCGGACUUCCCGUCUCUACUUCCGAGCAAGAACACUGUCGACCGGACAUAACCCUCGUGUCAAGGGGCCAGACCUUACUUCCACACCCUGUCUAUAACAAUCAUUAUGACAGGAAGAAAGAAAUCAACUCAUUAGUUAUGAAUGAGCCCACUGGACGAUUUGUCAUCACCGCUCGUGGACGGAGCGCGAACAUGCCGAACUCAUCAACCUCUCCGCAUUCGGAUAGACAGCUGUGCUGCUUGUGGUACACCACAUACGGGAUAUUCACAUGGCGGAACAACUCAUGCUUGACGCCUUGA